Messenger RNA from Cydia pomonella (codling moth), 2717 nucleotides. RefSeq names its product protein escargot-like. Gene Ontology annotation, biological process: regulation of DNA-templated transcription. Gene Ontology annotation, molecular function: RNA polymerase II cis-regulatory region sequence-specific DNA binding; DNA-binding transcription factor activity, RNA polymerase II-specific. The record is from RefSeq and is a predicted model, not a curated record. Lineage: Eukaryota; Metazoa; Arthropoda; Insecta; Lepidoptera; Tortricidae. The transcript has 2 exons. The coding region runs from base 178 to 1722 and encodes 514 amino acids.
AUCAGUGGCAUACUUAAGUAUAUUAAAAACCCCAUUGUUAAAUAUUGCUAACAUGUCUUAUACUAACUGACGAAAAGUUCAUUAGGAAAUUGGAUCCGUCCUAAAGAGCACACGAAUGCGCAGUUCAAAGGUGCUUAACCUCAGGAUGGACAAAAAACUGGUGACUGGUGUGUGGGUAUGUGGCUGCACACCGGUGCUGAAGCUGGGCAUAUCGCACGAGAGGCAGCUCGCCGGGUGCGGCGGCGCAGGUGCCGCCGCCGCCCCGCGCCGCGCCGCGCCGCUAUUGGCCGCGGCCCCGCGCCCGCCGCCGAUUGGGCGCAGCGCACGUGCGCGGACUACCCGCCGCCACCUGGUCGCCGCUGCCGGGGAGCGCAUAAAAGCGCGGCCUUCCCUCACCGCACCACACCCGAGCUCCGGACGGCGACGAGCGCACACGUCAUUCGCGUCCCGAACACGACUCCGCUAUUACGACUCCGGCGCAACGUACAUGUUUUGGACUGUUACAUUUGUGAACUUGUGAUACGAUUUUCUCCCGGACGUUUAAGAAAAAAAACUCUGUUAAGUGCUUGUGAAAAAGUGAAGAUGCUCGUUGAGGAUUCGCAAAAUUCUCGCGCAAUGAUGACGAAAAAAUAUGCGCACUGUCCGCUGAAGAAGCGGCCGGUGCUGGUGCGGGAGGAGCGGCCGGCGACACCGCCCACUACGCCGCCGCACCCCGCCCACCUCGCCACUACACUUUAUUAUGACUAUCCUUCUUGUGUUUCGGAAAAUGAUGAACCAGAAAACCUGAGUACGAAACCAGAAGACUUAUCGAAGACCGGCAAUUACCCGAAUAAGGCGUCGUCGCCAGUGGCCACAGCCGCUGUCAAGACGGAGCCCCGCGAGUGGCCCCAGCACCAGCUGGAUUACCUCGCCGCCUGCAGAGCUCGCCUCGAACCCACUCCAGCGCCGAUGGAACUGGCACGCCCCACGCCUCAGUACGCCUAUCUACCCGCACUUUACGCCCCCUACCCGAUGGAAGAAAUUUACCCUACCGCGCCCUCCCUAUCACCGCCGGUCCAUUCUCACCUUUAUUCUCGAUAUUCGCCUGCGUCCCCACCGUCUUCUAUUUCGCCUCCUCCAUGUCCCGAAGAUCUUCGGUCGCCCGGCUCAGUAUCUUCAGACUCCGGAGUAUCUCUGUCCGGCCAGAGACGCCCUCGCUACCAGUGUCCCGACUGCGCAAAGUCUUACUCCACGUACUCCGGUCUUUCUAAGCAUCAGCAAUAUCACUGCGCGGCCGCCGAGGGAAGUCUCGCACGCAAAUCCUUCAGCUGCAAGUAUUGCGCAAAAGUAUACACUUCGCUGGGAGCCCUCAAGAUGCACAUCCGUACGCACACACUGCCCUGCAAGUGCCAUUUGUGUGGAAAGGCUUUCUCUAGACCGUGGCUCCUCCAGGGUCACAUUCGCACCCACACUGGAGAAAAACCGUUUUCUUGCCACCACUGCCGUCGAGCAUUCGCCGACAGAUCGAACCUGCGGGCUCACCUGCAGACGCACUCUGAUGUUAAGAAGUACUCGUGUUCUGGGUGCGGCAAGACAUUUUCCCGGAUGUCGUUGCUGAGCAAACACUUGGAGAGUGGGUGCGGCAGCCCCGGCAGCCCGCCCUUCGAAUACCGGCCCGAUGCGCUGCCCGCGGCGCACGCGCACCAGCCGCACCAGCCGACGCCGACCAUUCAUGCCUACUGAAAAGACUGACUUAGCCGUAUUUGCAGAAGUUGAGAUCUCGUUUUCAAACUACUAUCACUCGCUGUUAUCACCUCUAAAAAUCUAAAACUAUCCUUAAAUAUUUCUAAUUAUUUAACUUUUAAAUGUUUUGAGAACAAAUUGUGUGCAUAGAUUAUUUGUAAAUACUAGAUUUAAGUAAUUUGUUACAAGUGCUGUAAGGGACCAAUAUAUAUUGCAUACGAUAAUUAUUGUAAGUUAGGAUAAGUUUGAUAUCACAGAGAUAUCUCGCCGCCAUACCAGCGGCUUCGCUAGUCAUGUGGCAUUUGCCGAGUGUCAUACACUUGUUUAAUAUAUUCGUAUCCUAAGCCAUGUACAAAGUGCCUUAAUUAUAAUACAAUAAUAUAUUUCAUGAAAUUUAUAGCAGUAUGUUUAUAAGACGGUAUUAUUAAAAUUAAAACUAUAUAAAAACAUGCGACAUCUACUCAUGAGGCUAUAAUUUAAGCCAACUGCUGAAUUGCGUUCCUUUCUGUUACCUCUAAAUCAGAGAAAAAUAAAGUAUACUACAUUGAAAAUGAAUUAAUUAUUUUCUAUUAAUCACCCUCUUACUUCGAUUCCCACUCAAUACAAACGUGGGAAAGUUCUACAAAAUCAAACAAUAGAAAGUUUGGGAAUGAAACUUAGGGCUGGCAGGGCCCAGGCCGCUGUUGUAUUUGAUGGGGUUCCACGUUUUGUUUGAAAUACAAACCGAUCGUUGUGGUCAUAGCCGAUUCAACUUUUUUUAUCAAUUUAACUACAUUACUAAGUAGUGGCAUAUAAAAUACAGUACAUUACAAAUUUCCCAGUAAAAUGGCUGUGGCAUGGACGAACAUGAUGAAACUACAUAUUAUACCGGUUCCGUUUUUGCCAUUUUGGCUAGGGUACCCAUAAAAGGGAAAACAAUAGGUAAUAACCGGGCUAACCCUAAAUAUCUCACUACAGAAACAAAAUCACGGCUAAAGUACCUACUUACACUGAAU